Cylicostephanus goldi is the source of this 447-nucleotide messenger RNA. The record is from the annotation of a GenBank genome assembly. Lineage: Eukaryota; Metazoa; Nematoda; Chromadorea; Rhabditida; Strongylidae.
AAUUGGAACUCGUCCCGAUUUGGCAAAUAUGUGCAAAUCACCUUUGGUAGAGGUGGAGAACCGAUCGGUGGCAAGGUCACAAACUUUCUGCUCGAAAAAUCACGAGUGGUCCAACAAAAUCGUGGUGAUAGGAAUUUCCAUAUUUUCUAUCAGCUUUGUGCUGGAGCUGGAAAGAACGUCAAAUCAACACUUGGUAUUGGUGAUCUCGAUUACUAUAAUUAUUUGAAUCAAAGCGGAGUGUACAAAGCUGCAGAUACAGAUGAUGCGAAGGAGUUUCAAAAUACACUUCAUGCCAUGACUGUCGUGGGAAUCAGCGAUGAAACGCAGCUCGAAAUUCUGAAGCUAGUAUCAGCUAUUCUUCACAUUGGUAAUAUUACGUUCAUGGAAGAGAAGAACUACGCUGCUGUUGACAAUCCUGACAGUGAGUUCUCCGAGAGAGUAAAGUAA